This is a messenger RNA of Bolinopsis microptera, 1029 nucleotides long. RefSeq names its product neuronal pentraxin-2-like. The record is from RefSeq and is a predicted model, not a curated record. NCBI's taxonomy places the organism in Eukaryota, Metazoa, Ctenophora, Tentaculata, Lobata, Bolinopsidae. The coding region runs from base 29 to 880 and encodes 283 amino acids. The transcript is spliced from 2 exons.
GACAUUAUUUUUUCUCGACUUUGCCCGAAUGUUUCUGUUUUAUCUAACACUCCUGAUCCUGGCCUACUCCGUGGAGCAGUCCUUGGCUCACGGUCCCGCCACUGCUCUGAGCUUUGGCAACGAUCUCCAGAGCUACAUGAUGCUGCAACUGGACAUGGAACCGGUAAAGGAAGCCAUUUCGAUAUGUUCAUGGAUCAACAAGAAAACAGCUGAUAGUGUUCAUGAUGCCUGGUUCACGUACAAUGCACCUUCCAGGAUUCAUGAGAUCAUAAUUGCAGGCAAGAUAAGCGGCUGGGCUUACAUGAACCAGGAUCAUAUACAGAACAGCCAGGCCGUCCCUUCAGACGAAUGGCACCACGUCUGCAUUACAUAUGGGCAUGAAACUAAGACCAGGGUACUAUAUUUUGAUGGUGAGGCAAUAGCACAGGAAGAAUCUGGUGACGUAAAACUGACUGUGGGAGGAACAAUCGCUAUAGGACAGUACCACAAGACAGCAACAAUGGAGGCUUCAUUCAACAACCAUCCAUUUGGAGGUGAACUCCUAAAGCUGAAUGUCUACAAAAGGCAACUGGAAGCUGGGGAAGUAGGAGAGAUGUUCUCCUCGGGGAUGUGCUCUGACUUUGAGGAUUCUCUUAUAGCAGAUGCUUUCCUGCGGUGGGAGACCAUCCUUUAUGCUACUGAGAGGCACGGAACGAUCACUGAAGUGCCGAUUACAUGCCCCGGAGAUCACUGGAAUGUGCUCUACUUCACAGACUUUUACAAUAAGGUUGUGGACGAUGAGAUUCUGAAGAAGAUGGAGGACCAAUUCGACGUUCUCCAAGAAUUUCUGGGCCACAAAAUAGACGACCCUCUCAUCCGGCAUCUCAGAAAUCACCACUAGAGGGACAGUACAUCCAGAGGGGAAUAAUGUUUCGGAACUUUUUAUCUUUAGGCAACGGACAUGAAUAGUUUCUUGACAUUAAAGCGUUGAACAUCCAUUGUUUCUCGGGCAAAUAUUUGUAAUUUUGAAAAAUUUAAACUUCAGCAUGA